AUGAUAUCAAUGCUUCCAAGACGUGUGUUGAAAUUACUGGAGUUUGUUGGCUUCUCAGGGGAUCGUCAAUUUGGCUUGGAACAACUUCGAUUGGGUGCACAAAUGCAUGAUUCACUACGUGGUCCACUAUGUGCUUUAUUAUUAUUAUCCUACGACUUGUAUGCUACUCAUAUGCUUGGUGACAGCGUUGUAAGUGUAUCUUGUGAACAACCAGAACAUUUAAAAGAAGCUCGUGAACUGUUAGAUCAAUGGUCAGUGGUCUAUCCUAAAAGUGCUAUAUUCCUUCUGCUGGCUGGUCGAUUAGAAGAAAUAUCAGGAAAUUUGAAAGCGGCUAUUGAAUUAUUUGGACGCUCAAUUGAUUCUCAGUCUGACUGGAUUCAUUAUCAUCAUCUUUGCUAUUGGGAGUUGAUCUGGUGUUAUGCAUUACAAGGAGACUGGCAACAGGCGAUUCGUUAUACAGAAAAGCUCGCUUUAGAAAGUCGGUGGAGUCAAGCUUCAUAUCGAUAUAUGAAAGCCGCUUUCCUUCUACAAAGUAUAGAAGAUCGUACAGCGCCUGAUAUCACCUCAAAUGAUGGUACAUCGAAAAAUCCACAAGAUGUUGUAGAUCAACUGCUUGCAGAUAUACCAAAAUUAGUGAAACGUUUUGGUGGGAGAUCUUUACCAAUUGAAAAAAUUGCCCUCAGGAAAUCUUCACGCUACUUUUCACAGAACAAAACAUUAACACUUCCAGCCUUGGAGCUAAUAUUUAUUUGGAAUGGUUUUAAAAUGAUUCAAUCACAACCAGAUGCCAUAACAACAUUUAUUAUGAUUUGUGAAAAUAAAAUCAAUGAACUGUUUCAAAACAGAGACACCAAUGAAAACUUUUUCGACGAUUAUUGUUUAGCUUUAAUGCUAAAAGGUGUAUGUCUUCGGUGUCGUGGUCAACCGUUUCAAGCGUUUAUGUGUUUCACUGAAAUUCUACAAUCAAAAAAGAAAUUAAAAAUGGAUACUUAUUUAUUACCCUACUGUGAAAUGGAAUUGUGUCAUUUAUCCUAUGAAGAUGGUGAUAUUGAUGAGGCUGUUAAACAUUUGGAGAAAGCUCUGAGUUAUAAAGGUUAUCAUUUAGAGUCACGACUACACUUUCGUAUCCAUGAAAUGGAUACCAAGUUGAAAGAGAGUCAGAGGAAAUUCUCGACAUCAACUUUAAAACACCAGCAACAACAACCACACCAAAAUCAACAUCAAUUGUCCCAACUACAACUGCAACAACAACAACAGUCAAUGAAGAAGACUGGCAGUGAACAUCUUCUUACUAUUCCAAAUAGUAAUGACAACAAGUCAAUAUCAUCAUUUAAGUCUGUAGAUAUCCCUGUGAAUUAUGCUUCAACACCGUCAUCCUCUAACGCUUCAAAGAGUUUUUUGUCACCUGGAACAGGUGGAUCAACAAGUGGAAUGAUGAUGAAUUCAUCAUCACCAUCACGAUCAAGACGAUUAUUCGAUGAUGAUGAUCUUGAUUUGGAUUUAGAUGAUGCAUGUGGUUCAGAAGGUUCUCAUGAAGAUUAAAUAAGAAUGAUCUAAGUGCUUCUCUGGAUUGACUAUUCUCCCUCCCAUUUGUACUACACAAACACAAACACACACACAAAGAGAUUGAUUGUCUUCAAACCAACCAACCAACUCACCUCCAUUUCAUCCCUUCACGUUUUACCCCUCACAGUGAACGAUUCCCUUCCUAUCAGAGAGAGAGAGAAAGAGAUCUAUGAGAAGAAUUCAGUUCAUAUAUAAAUCUAUAUAAAUGAAACAAGUCUUUCCUAUUACACAAUCACUCAUAUAAACAUUAUUACUAACUAGUAGUAAUUAUAAUAAUAACAAUAAUAAUCUCACAUAUGGAAUGCCUGCACCAAGACAUAUACACCCACCAAUGCAGAUAGUGUGGCAGACACACAGAUCGAUCGAUAGAUAGAUAGAUGGAUAGACAGACAUGUGGAUAGAAUGAGACAGACAGAUGGACAUUUCUCAACUCUCUACUCUUUCUUAUUCCAUGUUCAAUAUAUAUAUAUAUAUAUUUAUAUAUAUAUAUAUAUAGAUCAAUUUAAACAAACUUGUAUUAUCUGUGAUACCACCAAAGGGUGUAAGUAACCAUGACGACGUGAUGGGUAACCCACAAAUCGUGCAAUUCGCCGUCGUUGUCGUCAUCAUCUUCUUCUUCUUCUCGUGUCACUAAUUGGUUUUGUUUUUUUAAUAAUUUUAUUAUUAUUAUUCAGUUUUUGUUAAUUUUACACUCGUAAUCAUUAAUAACUAUAAUUUAGAAAAUGAUGAUGGCCUUAAAAUAUUUAUUAUCAGUAUUAUUAUUAUUAUCAUUAUUAUUAUUAUUACUAAUAUUAUUUGUAAUUGAACGACAGGAGUAAACAUAUUUUUAUUUUAUUUAUUUAUUUAUAUUUCUUCAAAUAUAAC
Messenger RNA from Trichobilharzia szidati, 2430 nucleotides. NCBI's taxonomy places the organism in Eukaryota, Metazoa, Platyhelminthes, Trematoda, Strigeidida, Schistosomatidae. The record is from the annotation of a GenBank genome assembly.